AUGUCGGCCCAAGACUACUGGAACAACGGGGGCCAAGGAGGCCAGCAACAGCACCAGAACCAGGGUCAGAAUCCAUACGGAUACAGCAGCACCGGAGACAACAACCAAGGCUACGGCGGUGGCUACAACAACAACAACAACCAACAGCAGCAAUGGCAACAAUCAGGCCCACCGAGCCACGGAUACAACAACGAACCUCCGGCCUAUGGAUACAACCAGGGCGGCCACAACCAAGGCUAUGAUCAGAACAGACCAUACGACAACAAUAACAACCAGCAAUACCACCAGCAACAACAAAACUGGCAGGACCAAUCCCAGAGCCAAGGAGGGUACAACAACAACCAGUACAACCAGUCCCAAGGCGGCUAUGGCGGCGGCUACAACGACCCGAACCAAUCCCAGCGCGCACACUCGCCCAACCCAGGCGCUCAACAUCAAGGUGGCGGCGGCCAGUACGGCGGCGGCAGCGGCAACCAAUACCACGACCCCAACAUCCAAGGCGGCUACCCAGGCGCCCCAGGCAUGGGACACGACCCGAACUCACAAGACCGGGGCCUGAUGGGGGCGCUCGCCGGCGGCGCCAUGGGCGCGUUCGCGGGACACCAAGUCAACCACGGGUUCCUGGGGGCGGUAGGCGGGGCGAUCACGGGAUCGGUGGCGGAAGACGCGCUCAAGAAACACAGCAAGGACAAGAAGAGCAAGAAGGACAAGACGCACGGGUCAGGGUCAGCUUCCGGAUACGCCAAGCCGUCGAAGAAACACGGCGGGGGAUCCCGGCGCGGCUCGUCGUCGAGCUCGAGUUCUUCGUCCUCCAGCGACUCGGACGGCGGCAAGAAGAAAUACAAGAACAAGCAUCACCAUCACCAUUAG
Molecule: messenger RNA, 870 nt
Organism: Exophiala bonariae
Lineage: Eukaryota; Fungi; Ascomycota; Eurotiomycetes; Chaetothyriales; Herpotrichiellaceae
Exons: 1
Coding region: 1-870 (289 amino acids)
Cellular component (GO): outer membrane
Source: RefSeq, a predicted model, not a curated record